Messenger RNA from Cyclopterus lumpus (lumpfish), 2779 nucleotides. RefSeq names its product chromosome 13 C19orf47 homolog (gene c13h19orf47). The record is from RefSeq and is a predicted model, not a curated record. Gene Ontology annotation, cellular component: nucleus. Bases 47 to 1264 code for a protein of 405 amino acids. Lineage: Eukaryota; Metazoa; Chordata; Actinopteri; Perciformes; Cyclopteridae. The transcript has 8 exons.
CGAGCCGCCGGGAUGUAGCUGACGUCACCAGACAUUUAUCGUAAACAUGGCGUCCGUGACAACAGCCACCUCGGAGUGGAUUCAGUUUUUUAAGGAUGCUGGGAUCCCAGCUGGCCUCGCAGUCACUUAUGCAGUCUCCUUUGUGGACAACAGAAUUCACAAGAACAUGCUGAUGGACCUCAGUAAAGACAUCGUGAUGGACCUUGGCAUUACAGUCAUUGGCGACAUCAUUUCCAUUCUUAAACAUGCAAAGCAGGUCUACAGGCAGGACAUGUGCAAAAUGGCCACAGAAGCCAUCUCCUCAGGACAGACCAGUGUUAAAGCUGAGCUCAGAAGAACUGCCAAUACUCCUGCCACUCGUAUGAUUGCCAACGCUUUGAGCAAGGACUCCCCACCGGCCACUCCAGCCCGUCGACCUGACAACCGCCUCUCGGUCACAGUGUCCAACAUGCAAGCAAACAAGAACGGCAAAGCAGUUUUAAGUCAACCAGCUGACGAGGGGAACAGUUUACCAGCAAUGAAGCGCCGACGUGUGACAGCUGAGAUGGAAGGCAAGUACAUCAUCAACAUGCCCAAAGGCUCCACACCUCGUACACGCCGCAUCCUGACCCAGCAGGCCAAGAAAGAUUUGAAACGGACCUCUGUGUUUUCAAGACUUGGCGCUGAAUCGAAGGCAGACACAACCACAAGCAAUAACAAGCCCACCGGUGUGUUCAGUCGUCUUGGCAGAGGGGAUGAAGUGGAAGACAAGCCGCAGCCAGGCAAAAUGUCGAGUAGCAUCGAUAUAGAUGAUGAGGGAGACAGUGAUGGAGAAGGCUCCAUCCUCCAGUAUGCUGGCGUCCUCAAGAGAUCCCCUCCCUUCUUGAAGAAAGAGCCAGCCAGAAAAUUGGCCCCGACCACCCUGCGACGCCUGGGAGGCAAAUUCAAACUACCUCCCUCUGACACUCCCACCUCCUCCUUAUCCUCUAAUGGCCUCCCCCCUCCUAAGGUUAGCGUGCUUCAGAGACUGGGAAAGCUCCCUGCCACACACCUGAGUGCCGCUGUGUCACCCACACCUGCUGACACGCAGGACAACAGGGUGACUAGCACAAGGCCAAAAGCCCAGGAGGGACUCUACUUGGCAAGCUCCAAGGUCAGCAGCAGCACCGGGGCUGGUGCGGGAGGAGAGGGAGGGGGAGGGGGAGGGGGAGCAGAGUCUCUGGGUGCCCAGAUGGACAUUAUGGCUAUCAGUGUUUUUAAGAGGCUGGGUAACAAGAGAACCUAACGAGAACCCUACGAAAUGGUUUUGACUCUUACUUUGUCCUUUUUAUAGAAUUUGUAUUACUCCCUUUUCUGCACUCAUCCUGGCGACAUGCAGGACUGCAGACUUUUUUUUUGUGUAUGGUCAGUUUUAAUGCUGCUUUAGGUUCUUAGAUAAAGAUACUUUAAUUUUUUACAUUUUCGUCACGCUGCCAUAGGAAAACCUUUUGUUUAGUGUCUAAGGUUUUUAAUUUGAGGACUCAAAGUUCUCAAUCAUAUCUGCCAAUUAUAGUUUAAAAAAAAAUAUAUAUAUAUAUAUAUAUAUAUAUAUAUAUAUAUUUAACUAUUUGCGAACUUAAGGCAUGAGCAUGACAUCCACCGAGCUGCCAUAAUGGUGGUUGUAAUUUGAUCCGUUAACUCCACAUAUAAGGAUGCUGCUUCCUAAACUUCCUUUUUUUUUUAGUCCACCCAAAUGAAUACAAUGAGAAGUUGAAAAUAUUCCCGCACUGUGAAUUAGUUGGUCCUUUUUGUUAUUUGCCUGAAUAUUAAUUGUUUUUCAUGGGGGGAAAAAAAGGUACACACCUCAGACAAAGGAAGUUUAUUCUUUUAAUUAACACACAAGAACGUAGUCCGAUGGAAGACUAGCCAUGAGGUGAUGGUAAAUCUUUUUAGAUCUAGUUACCUUCAACACCUUUUUAAAGUAUCUCCUUGAAGAGAAAGUGUUGAUGAAAGGCUUCAUGGCUUCAGCCCUGGUCUUGUUGGCGAGAAAGUAAAUUCAAAUGAUUCUACAGGAUGACUUCUCUGAAUGCUUGAAUCAAGACAAAAAAACACUGCACCUCUUCUUCUGUGCUUUGUGGAGUAGAACGUCUCACCUCUGAACUACAGAGGCCCAUGUCAACCUUUCUACCAUUGUACUGUAGUUUUCUAUAACCACCUACUUGAAGGCCCGGUCAGUAGAAUAUUGUUUAUUUUGAAAUGCAAUGUAUAGAUUUGUUAGACUUGAUUUCACACAGCACAUAACCAGUUAUGCUGCAUAUUUUUCUAUGUGGACUUUCUUGUAUCAUGUAUGGGUCAUCAUCACCUGUGUACCAUGUUGGUCUUUCUCCACACCAGAACUUUGUUACACUGUAAAUAUUUUAAAUGUUUGAAAAAAAAAAAAUCACAAUAUGGAAUUGUUUGUUUUAAAGAACAAGGUAGAUUCAAACAUGCCUGGAACUGAAAAAAAGUAUGCUUGGAAAAUUAUUAAAAGAGACAAAUGGUCCAAACUGCUUCCGCCUUCAUGUGUGUCUCUACAGGAGACAAUUCCAUUGUCACAUUGUUCUUUUGCAUAUCAAGGUGACAGCAAAGUAAAUAUGUAGAUGCUCCUCGGAACAUUUAGAUGAUCAUUUAUCAAUAAACCCCCUUUACAGCACACUCCUCACAAUGAGGUUGCUGCUGCAUAAUUUCGGCUGAACUGUCAGUGAUAUGUUAACGCAUGUACUUGUGUUUGUUUAGGUUGAGUGGAUUAUGUACUUGUUUGAAUGGAAUUGUUUAGUGUGUA